UCGCGUCACUUUAUUUUCGCGAAUCUUAAAGUCGCGAAAUUUAAGUGCGAAAAAAGUGUAAUAAGGUAGUCUUACUUAUAACAAUCUGAGCACUGCACGCUUUUUGUCAAAGCUAUUAUUUUUUGUACAAGAAGCGUUUUGGAGCGUUGUUUUCUUCCCGUUUUCCGCAAUCUAAAAGAGUCAGAGUUGAAUUGUUAUCAUUCACUUUACAUAGGAGCUAAGAGUUCUGGCUGAAUGAAUUGAUCAAGCUGUUGAAGACGAUAAGUGGCCGUUGUUAACUCAUCCAUACAUAUGCUAAUAAAAUCGCCAUCACGAAAUCCACCACGUUGGGGGUUAGCGUAUGUUUGAAAUGAAUUCCAUGUCAUUUUAGCCAGGAUUGGCUUUUUUUCAAGGCAGCAGCGAUAGGGAGGUGAGUACAGCAAGUCUAGUUGCUGCAAUUAGAAUUAUUUUUAGAAAUUAUUAAGAAGGUUCUUUUUUGACGAAUUGAUAUUUUAGCACUUUUUAUUCUUUUUUCAUGGAAUAGUAGCGAAAGGUUUUGGUCGGCAGCAAUUGUAUGUCAGCAUACUUUACUUCUGCUUGCCACAGUCAAAUGUAAAAAAAAUGCGAUUUGUUUACACAGUAAUCUUUCAUGAUAACUGCAUACGUAUUCGCUACGAUCGCUAGAGUAUUUAGAUAUCGUUUUACUGUUUUAUUAUCGCUACGGUUAACUUUAUUGUACUAUUGUAUUUAUAUAAGGCUUGUACAGUAUCAACCAUGUUCUAAGCGCUUCACAUUCAAAGUCCUAUUAUGCAUUGAAAAUUCCUAUCCUGGAACAAGAACAUACGUUCAAACAGGGGGCGGUAAGGGAUUUCGUGAUCCGUGAACGAAAAGGAAAAUUUUUGUUUAUCGUGAAUCGUGAAAAGGACAAAUUGAAAACCGUGAUCCUUGAUAGCUACCUUCACCGUGAUUCGUGAAUUGCAAAAUUUGAUCAGCGUAAUUCGUGACCUAUGCUCUUUAAAAUUCGUGAAUCGUAAUUUCCGAGUAAAGAUUUAUCCUUGUUGUCAGUUUAUCAGUUUAUCCUGAAACGUGUUUUUCGAUUUUUGAAACUCGUGAAACAUCCCCCUCUGGUCCCUCUCCACCUUAACGCCCCUGUUCAAAAAGUAAAAUUCAGGGGAGAGAAACAGACAGCUUCUUUUCACGUCACGAUCGGGAAUCGAACCCGUAUCAGCAGAGGUGAGAAGCCCCAUAUGCUGACGUUCUAAUACACUGGGCCACCUGUGGUGAGGGCCCCAUAUCUGGCGUGCUAACACACUAGGCCACCUGUGGUGAGGGCCCCCAUAUCUGACGUGCUAACACACUAGGUCACAUGUGUUUAAUUAAAUUUUAUUUACAUUACCGAAAUUCCUAUGUAGUUUGUUUUUAGGGAGGAAGGGUAGGAGGGGGGUUUAAUAAAGGGUGGUGUUUAUUAGAGAUGAGGCGUUCUUUAGAUAGGGGACGUUUAUUAGAUCAUUUACAGUACGGUAAUUUUGCAACAAUGUGUAAGACUUCCCAUUUUUUAUUGUGCCAUCCCAGAAUGCUUCGCGAGGAACAAAACAGGGAGCACGUGUCGGACAGCACAUGUGGAGGACUGUGGUGGCUAACUCGAUGGAAACUCCAUUUAGUAGUUCUAUUUGUACUAUUGGUGAUUGCCGCGUAUAUUUUUCACCCACAUUUGUUUGAUUAUUAUUUCGAUGUAUCCACAGACCAUACAAAUGGCGCUCUUCCGCCAGAUACAAAUACCUCCACGAAUACCCAAAGUCAUUUGACAUUCUCUAUUUCUCAAAUCCAAGACAAAGAUAGCUUAUUCAUCACUCAAAAUGGUUUUGAUUGUGGGAAAAACUGGACGCGCGAAUACCAACUACUUCACGCCGAGUCACUGACAUCUACCAGCAAGGAUCGCAAAUUCCUGGUCUACAAUUGCCUUGGUCAUGGCGGUGGAUGUGGCGGGUAUGGAAACCGCAUGUCGGCUCUGGUAUCGACUUUCUUUCUAGCCGUGCUACUAAACAGGACGUUUUUAAUCCACUGGGGAGGACCAGAAGAACUCGAAAAACUUCUCGAGCCUCACAUGAUUGACUGGAGAUACGACGAGCGAAUAGUCAAAAGUCUUUAUGGAAGGAAAACAUACUGGGGACUAGAGCGAAUUGGAGGGUAUGGGCGACGUAAGAUUUUCAGAUGGCAAGAAUCUCAAUUUCAGAGCUGGAUAAAGCAUGUUAACUUCACCGAGUAUUUUGACCGCCCGGUGGAGCAAGUUGAGACGAUAUGGUACUUUGCAAAUCAGUUAUGGAGUAAUCCUAUAUUAAAGAAAUAUGCUAUGAGCCUCGGCGUGGGAAUAUGGAGACAUGAUUACCCAUACGCCUUGACAGGCUGUGCUUUCAGCUUCUUGUUCAAAAAAUCAAAAAGUUUAAGAGACGACUUCAAAAAAGCAAAAAGGGAGAUACGACUUCAUAGACCAAUAAUUGGAAUUCACAUUAUAACAAGCGAUCAUCAUUUUGGCAGUCGCAAUCCAUACAGCGUUCGCACACGUGAUCCACUAAAAGUGUUUGAUUGCGCGCAGCGUGUAGAAGAUGCCCUCAAGAAGAAAUACUCAGAACUAAAGGUGGCCAAUUUUACCUGGUUUUUAGCUGCGGAUAACAAGAAGGUCAAGGACCAAGCCGUUGAUAUUUACCCUAGGAAAGUUUCCACGCUUCAAUUGACUCCAAGACACUUAGAUCUUAGUCAAAGCGAUCAUCAGCAGGUUUUACGGGAUCUGCUUUUGGACCAACUCAUGCUGUUAGAGUGCGACUUUCUGAUUGGAACCGAAGGCAGUACUUUUACCUCCGUGGCUCAAGGAACCAGGCUGUUUCCUAAGAGGAGCUUCGUGUACGGAGAGAAAUGUAAAUUGGACGCGGAAAAUGUCGCAAUUGCCACUCCUUGGGUGUUGUAGGGCGAGAUGUGCAAGAUAUCUUUGGAAAGUGAAACCGUAUCGAAAUGUAAAGAAAUAAUGAACUACCAUACAAAUUAAUAAAAUUGCAUUAUGUAAAA
Molecule: messenger RNA, 3039 nt
Organism: Nematostella vectensis (starlet sea anemone)
Lineage: Eukaryota; Metazoa; Cnidaria; Anthozoa; Actiniaria; Edwardsiidae
Exons: 2
Coding region: 1451-2941 (496 amino acids)
Biological process (GO): protein N-linked glycosylation
Molecular function (GO): alpha-(1->6)-fucosyltransferase activity
Source: RefSeq, a predicted model, not a curated record